AUGAGAAAUCGUACCAGAGCUAGUAACCCUACUCUAGCUAGCAUUGUGGUUAUCCCAAAUCAAAAUGAUACGUCUGAACCCGAUUACUCAAAGCUUUGUCCCCCUAUUACCAAGUUAGGAGAUCUACCUUCCAUUGAUCUCUCCAAUUGUUCUCUCAAUACCCAUUCUCUGGUUGACCCCUAUCGUUGUUAUAAUGUUCCUGCUGAUGCUACCUCAAGCAAUGACAAUGUCCGCAAUAAUUUCUUUCAUGAGGCUGCUUCUCUGAAUCUCGGUUCUACCCAGGAGACUAAUCAAAUUGCUGGUUCUAAUAACUCUUCUCUUGAUGGUGGUUCUGCUUCUACCACUCAGGUAAACUCCAAUCUUUCUCCCCUUAUUAUUGAUCCCAUUAAUGUUGCAAUCAAUUCCACCUCUUUCCAUGUUAAUAAUGUGAAUGUGCUUGGCUGGAAUAUUAGAGGAUUGGGUAAAAAGACGGAUAAUAAAGAGCUUAGCCUUCUCUAUAGAAAUCUUAAUCCUGAUAUCAUCUUCUUAUCGGAAACUAAAAGGAAUAAGGAAUUGGCAGCUAGAAGACUGAAAAUCUUUGGUUAUCCAUGUACCUUCAAUGUCCCAAGUAUUGGUAGAAGUGGUGGUUUUCUUUGUCACUUACACUUCAUAUAUGGUGAACCAAAUAGUAGUCUUAUACAAGCCUUCUGGGAAAGUCAAUGCCAGUUACCUCCUUUACCUGUAGAUGAACCUGUUUUCUUCAUAGGCGAUUUUAAUGCUCUCCUAGGAUCUGAGGAUAAAAAUGGUGGUCUAGAAGUGGAUGAAUCUGAUUUUCUUAACCUUAGAAAUUUUUAUGAUACACUUGAUUUGCAUGAUCCUGGGUUCUCUGGACCUAGGUUCACUUGGUCUAAUAUGCAGCAAGGUCCUGAUCUUAUUCUUGAACGUCUUGAUAGAUGUCUUAUUAAUUCUACUGUUGAAAUCUUGUUCCCUAAGUUGUGUAUCAAUAAUUUUCCUAGAGAUUCUUCUAAUCAUUGUCCCAUGCACAUUGGCUUUAAUUAUGAAUAUAUCUGUAUGCCUAGGCCUUUCCACUUUAUGGCUAUGUGGAUAGAAGAUCCCACAUGUAGAGACAUUAUAGCCAAUUUUUGGUCUGUUAAUGUAGUCGGAUCUCCUGCCUACAAGCUUAAAGAUAAACUUUUAAACACUAAGAAAGGUCUUAGGGAUUGGAACAAGUCCUCUUUUGGUAAUAUUCAAAAUAACAUUUCUACCACCAGAAAGGAGUUAGUUGACUCUCAGACCUACUCUCCUACAGAUUGUAGGGUUACUUCUAGACUUAAAGCUAGAUUGGAAUAUCUUUACAAUAUGGAAGAGCUUUACUGGAAAGAUAAAUCCAGAGAAGUUUGGCUCUUGGAAGGUGAUAAAAAUUCACCAUAUUUUCAUAGAGUCACUCUAUUCAGGAGAAAGAGAAAAGUUAUUAGUUGGAUUAAGAAUGCUGCUGGUACUAUUCUAACUUAUAAACAUAGUAUUGAAAAUGAUAAUUCCAUCUUAAAUUCUCCUCUUUCUGAAGAGGAAAUAAAGAAUGUUGUCAUUCAAAUGGGAGGAAAAAAGGCCCCUGGCCCUAAUGGUUUUACUGGUCUUUUUUAUCAAAAAUAUUGGGACAUUGUGGGAGAAGUUGUUGUUGAUAUGACCCAAACCUGUUUUAGAUCUGGAAAUGUUGCCAAAUCUUUCAACCAUACCAACAUAACUCUCAUCCCAAAAGUCUCUCUAGCUGAGUUGGUCUCUCAAUAUAGACCCAUAGGACUUUGUAACUUCAUUUACAAGAUCGUUUCAAAAACUCUAGAUAACAGAUUAAAUCCCUUCAUGAAUCAUAUCAUUUCCCAAAACCAAAGUGCCUUUGUUCCUAAAAGGAGCAUCUUUGAUAACAUACUUCUAGCUAAUGAGGCCAUCUAUGCUGUCAAUCGCCAUAAGAAAGAUAUUGGCAUUGCUGCCAUUAAACUUGAUAUGUCUAAGGCCUAUGAUAAGCUAGAAUGGUCCUUUCUGGAGAAAGUUCUGAUAAAAAUAGGUCUCUCUAAUCAUUGGGUUAAACUCAUACAUCAGUGUAUCUCCACUGUUUCUUAUUUUGUUCUUCUUAAUGGUAGUCCUGAUGGCCUAAUCAAUCCAGAAAGAGGGCUUAGGCAAGGAGACCCUCUGUCCCCCUACCUUUACAUUAUUUGCUCUGAGGCUCUUUCCUCUUAUAUUGAUGUUCUUACUAGAAAAGGUUUGGUUGAAGGUAUAAAGGUGUGCAAAAAUGCUUCUGCCAUGACACACCUUCUAUUUGCUGAUGAUUCCUUACUCUUUUCUAAAGCUACUAUUGAAGACUUCCAGAUUAUCAAAUACUCUCUAAUAUCUUGGAUAUUAGUAAUAGGGACCUUGGAGAAAAAUAUUUGGGGAACUCCUACUGCUUUUAAAGCUUUAAAAAUUCAAACCCACAUGGGUAUUCUCCAGGCUGUUGAUGCUAGGAUCUCUAUCUGGCUUCAUAAGCUUCUCUCCCAAGCUGCCAGAACCACCUUAAUUAAGCACAUUGGUCAGGCCAUCCCUCUUUGUCAAAUGAGUGCUUUCCUUAUUCCGAAACAUCGUUGUAGAAAGAUGGAUUCUCAUCUUUGCAAGAAGGCUGAACUCAAUAAUCUUGCCAUGCUUGCUAGGAAUGCCUGGAAGAUCAUUGAAAAUCCUGACUUCCUAUUACCUUCCACUCUUAAAGCUAGAUACUUUCCUAGAACUGAUUUUUUAAAUGUUAAGUGUCCUGCUAAUUGUUCUUGGACCUGGAAGUGUCUGCAUAAGCCCUUUAUUUCUUGGAUUGUUGGAGAUGGUCAAUUUAUUGAUCAUUGGUGUGAUAAAUGGAUUCCUUCUCUAGGAUUUGUUGUUCCUAAUCCUUUGGUUCCUCCAGAUCCAACUAUAAAGGUUUCUUACUUUAUUAGUCCCAUUACUAGAUCUUGGGAUGUUGAUAGAUUAAACACCCACUUUGAUGAUACUUCUACUAAGAAGAUUGUCACUAUUCCCUUAAGCCAAGGGCUCAGGCCUUCCCCUUGUAGUGCUCUUUGGAAGCAUAUUUGGAAAAUUAAUGUGCCCUAUAGAAUUCAAGUUUUCACUUGGAAAGCUGCUAAAAAUGCCUUACCUGCCAGAACUGUUCUUCAUACUAGAAUGCCUAUGAACCCUGUUGAUUGUGAUAGAUAUAUUGAUCCUUCUGAAUCUAUUAUGCAUGCUCUUGUCUUGUGUCCUUUUGCUAGUUGUGUUUGGUUUCUUUCUUCCUUCUGUAUCAACACUCAGGCCUUUAGUAGUAAAACUUUCAUUGACUGGAUGUUAUUUUGGAAUAACCUUGUUUUUAAAAAUAACAAAGAAACAUAUAUUGCAGUCCUGAUGAGAGCCAGAGCUAUGCUUCUAACCAGGAAAACUAGUGCCUUUGUUUCCCCUUUGGGUCCUGUUAGCAUAAGUGACAGAUGGAUGCCCCCACAUACUAUAUGGAUUAAAUGUAAUAUUGAUGGUGCUUAUGAUGUAAUCUUUGGAAAAAAUGGCGCAGGUUUUGUCAUGUGGGACUUCUCCAAAACUGCCUCCUUUUGUGCUUCUAUAGUUUUUCAAAUGAAAUCUGCCGAGCAAGCUGAAGCUAGAGCUAUUUGGGCAGCCCUAAAAAAAGUUGUGGAGAAAAAGCUUACCCACCUUAUUAUAGAGAGUGAUGCUCAGAGCCUAAUCAACCAAUUUUCAGCUGGCUUGUUUGAUGGGAACUCUAAGACAGAUGUUAUCUUUAAGGAUAUCCAGUUUUUUUCUUCUAGUCUUGUAGCUUGUUUGUUCAAUUUCCAACCCCGUACUUGUAAUUCUGUGGCUCACGAACUUGCCCUUUGGGAUAAAACAAAUAAUUCUGCCAUGUACUGGUCUGUUUCUCUAAUCUGGCUUACGCUUUUUGUUGAGGGGGAUCAUUAG
Messenger RNA from Papaver somniferum (opium poppy), 3927 nucleotides. RefSeq lists its product as uncharacterized. Gene Ontology annotation, molecular function: RNA-DNA hybrid ribonuclease activity; nucleic acid binding. The transcript has 7 exons. Bases 1 to 3927 code for a protein of 1308 amino acids. The record is from RefSeq and is a predicted model, not a curated record. Lineage: Eukaryota; Viridiplantae; Streptophyta; Magnoliopsida; Ranunculales; Papaveraceae.